GCCCCGCCAUGCGCGGUUGUAAUCAGACACCGCUGCUGUACUUUGCGGAGUGUAAUCUACGCAGAAGACGUUCUUACAGGAAAGCUGCCAUCUCCGACCUUCCACACGGGACAUGAAUGUAGCAUGCGUCCAGUCAACGAGAGGUUGAACAGGAUGAGAAUGGGCGGCUAGCAGCUGGUCUGCAUCUCAACAGCACAGUAGCAUCCCUGUGAAGCUCGAUGACAGACCCACUGAAAUCCUCCUAAGCAGAAAACCACAGAAGAAGUGAGAGGAAAGAAAGAUGGACUCUAUCUCUAUGAUGGGCAGCAGGAGCCCUGUGUUCCUCACAGCCCCAUCCUCCCACCACCUCCGACACACGCAGACCUGUUUCCUGCCCAAUGGCACAAAGAGCCGAAUUGGAGAUGCAGAGACUGCCCAUCUGCUUGCCCAGCCCACAGUGGCCAUCCUGGGCUCAGGUGACUUCUCCAAGUGCCUGACCAUCCGUCUGCUGCGAUGUGGCUUCCAUGUGGUGGUGGGAAGCCGCCAUCCCAAACUGGUAGCCCAGUCAUUUCCUCAUGUGGUGGAUGUGACCCACCAUGAAGAUGCUGUGGGGAAGGCCAGCAUCGUUUUCCUGGCAAUCCACCGUGAGCACUACUCUUUCCUGUGGGACCUCAAGCAUCUACUGGAAGGAAAGAUCCUUGUGGACGUGAGUAACAACAGAAGGGUGAACCAGUAUCCAGAAUCUAAUGCUGAGUAUCUGGCUUCACUGCUGCCAGACUCUAUUACGGUCAAAGGCUUCAAUGUCAUCUCAGCCUGGGCCAUGCAACAGAGCUGCCCCAAAGAUGCCAGCACACAGCUGACAAGGCCAGUGUCAGUCGUGGAGUUGAUCGCUACUGUCACAGUGAGGAGGAGGAAGAGACAGAUGAGGAGGGACAGGAGAAGGAGAAGGGGGAGAUGGAAGAGGAGGUGGAGGAGAAGAAGGAGGAAGAGGAGGAGGAAGAGAAGGAGGAGAAGGAGGAAAGUGGAGCAAGAACCACCAAAAAAACAGUGCCAGGUGUUCAUCUGCAGUGACUCAGUGGAUGCUCGACAGCAGGUUAUGGAAUUAGCCCGCCAGCUCAACUUCCAGCCGGUGGAUAUGGGCACCCUGUCCUCUUCGCGGGACAUUGAGAACAUUCCCAUGCAGUUAUUUCCUGGCUGGAAGGGCCCUGUCCUUGCUGCUGUGGCCCUGUCCAUCUUCUUUUUUUCUUACUCAUUUGUACGAGAUAUCAUCCACCCAUAUGUGAAACACAAGCAGAGUGACUUCUAUAAGAUCCCCAUAGAGAUGGUGAACCGGACACUGCCGACUGUUGCCAUCACUCUGUUGGCCUUGGUGUACCUGGCAGGCCAGCUGGCAGCUGCCCACCAGCUCUACUAUGGUACCAAGUACAGACAUUUCCCACACUGGCUAGAGGGCUGGCUGCAGAGCCGCAAACAGCUGGGCCUCCUGAGCUUCUUCCUGGCUGCUGUCCAUGUACUCUACAGCCUCUGUCUGCCCAUGAGGAGGUCUGAGAGGUACCUGCUGCUCAACACUGCCUACCAGCAGGUCCAUGCUAAUGUGGAGAAUGCAUGGAAUGAGGAGGAAGUGUGGAGGGUGGAGAUGUACAUUUCCUUUGGGAUCAUGAGUCUUGGGCUCCUGUCACUUCUGGCCAUCACCUCCAUUCCCUCUGUCCACAGCACUCUCAACUGGAGGGAGUUCAGCUUCAUACAGCGUACGCGACUUUCAACUGGAAUUUGACCCCCUAAACAUGCUCGAAAACUCACCAAAAUUGGCAUGCCUGUCAGGACUGGCGAAAAAUUUUAUAAACUGAUGAAAUUAAUCUGAAAAGUGCCAAAAUGGGCUCUCUAGCGCCACCUAGAAACACAAAAAUGGCCGCUGCAGCCAGUAGGAACGUCGUAGGAAGAUCAAACUAAAACAGCCUCGUUCGUCUCAUCAAGACCUACAAAUCACGCGCUCGCACCCAUGACCUAACUCCAACAGGAAGUGAGAUAUUUCCCUUUCAAAAUAAGAGUUUUCCUCAAAAAAAAAAAAUUCCUUUAAAAAUCAACUAGUCCGACACCGUUUAUCGUAUCGGCUUCAAACUCGCACACAUUAAUCUUCAACGUGUCCUUAUCAAUUAUUGUGCGUAACUUUGUCAAUCCUCGACUGGUUUGGAUGUUAUGACGCGUUUCAGGUGAUGUGCGCCAAAACCUCCUGAGGAUUUGUUGUGCCACCUAGACACACUAAAAUGCCCGGUGCGACGGGUAGGAACCACAUAGAAAGACCAAACCAAAACUGUCUCGUUCGUCUCAUAAAGACCUACAAAUGUCGCGCUGCAACCCCUGACCUAACUCCAACAGGAAGUGAGCUGUCGGUCUUUGAAUGUAAGAUGGCGUUUUUGACAAAUUCUGUCGAUCAAAAAUUAUUUGCUCCUACACCGUUUAUCAUAACUGCUUCAAACUUGCACAAAUUACAGCUCUACCCCUGCUGAACAUUACUUGUGAAGGACUUUGUCAUAACUUGAACGGUUUGGAUUUUAGAAGCGUUAGAAAGUGCAGGACACAACUCCUCAUGAUGAUCUCUGGAAGAAAAGAUGAGGGCCAACACACUGUAAACUUGUGAUUAAGGUGACAUUUUUCAGUCCAUAGACAUACAAGCUUUAUAUGUUUGCGUUCAGAACAAAUUUAUCUAUCUGGUGAUGUUUUCAGAUUGAAGAUGGGACCCACGGUUUGGCAUCUGGAAGCAUUUGUUUGAGAAAGUUUCAAGCCAUUCUGCUCUGUGUCUGAGCUGCAUGCAGUCCUUAAUUAGCAUAACAAAGGCUUCACUCUGACAGUCUGUGUGUCAGAGUGAAGUGUGUAUGUGUGUGGUCACACACACAUGAGGUUUUAAAUUACUUUAAAAAUGACCUUAAAAGUAUUUCCAUGUAUUUUAUCAA
Messenger RNA from Epinephelus fuscoguttatus (brown-marbled grouper), 2930 nucleotides. It is a transcript of the gene steap2, whose product is annotated as STEAP family member 2, metalloreductase. The transcript has 7 exons. Gene Ontology annotation, biological process: copper ion import. Gene Ontology annotation, cellular component: endosome; plasma membrane. The record is from RefSeq and is a predicted model, not a curated record. Gene Ontology annotation, molecular function: cupric reductase (NADH) activity; ferric-chelate reductase (NADPH) activity. Lineage: Eukaryota; Metazoa; Chordata; Actinopteri; Perciformes; Serranidae. Bases 281 to 1753 code for a protein of 490 amino acids.